Molecule: messenger RNA, 1002 nt
Organism: Clonostachys byssicola
Lineage: Eukaryota; Fungi; Ascomycota; Sordariomycetes; Hypocreales; Bionectriaceae
Source: the annotation of a GenBank genome assembly
AUGCAUUUCAGCAAACUACCAUCCUGGGACGACAUCCCCAAUGUUCCAGGCAUGCCGCACGGGUGUGCCUGGGGUCUGUUUGAUCAAAAUGGCGAGCGAGAUCAACUAGGCACGCUAAAUCUAAUUACCCCAGAAACAAUACUGAAGGCGAAAGACGAGAUUGAAUAUGGGGAUAGCGUGUCUCUCGACUGGUCCCUAAACCAUGUUCAGGAUCCUGCUGCAGAACGAAAGCCGUUUGAGCACCAAAUUAGGAGUUUGAAGCAUCUAGGGUAUACGGCCUACGACGAUGAAAUCAAAAUUAACACGCAAAGUAGCAGCCAAUGGGACGGUUUCAGUACAGCUCGCUCAUGUUUAAAGUACUUUGCAGGACACUGGGCCCACCAGCAAACCGGGCUUCAUUACAAUAACAUGACGCAUGAUGAGGUUCUGGAUCCUCAGAAUUACGAUAAUUCUAUCCACUACUGGAGAUCACGAGGUGGAAUUAUUGGGAGGGGAGUCUUGAUCGACUACCACCACUGGGCAACAGCCAAGGGACUCGACCAUCCGGUAUUUGAACGAACGACAAUCUCAACAAAACAAAUAGAAAAGAUAGCCUGUGACCAAGGGGUGGAGCUUCGACCGGCAGAUAUACUUAUUAUCCGAACCGGUUGGACAGAUAUGUAUAACCAGGCUACCGAUGCACAGCGGUCCGAGGGCACGACAGGGGACAAGCACAUUGGGCUCGAAGGCAGCGAGCAAACGGUCAAGUGGCUAUGGGACAAACACUUUACCGCCGUUGCGUCGGAUACGUUGGCCUUUGAAGCCUGGCCAACCAGGCCACCAUUCAGUCUACAUGACUGGCUCAUUGCUUUGUGGGGAUGUCCGGUUGGCGAGCUCUGGGAUCUCGAGUCACUUGCUGCCAAGUGUCGGUUGUACAAGAAGUGGUCUUUCUUUAUUUCGAGUGCUCCCUUGAAUGUCAUUGGGGGUGUAGCCUCGCCGCCCAAUAUCAUUGCAAUCCUGUAA